Xylona heveae TC161 is the source of this 1665-nucleotide messenger RNA. RefSeq lists its product as hypothetical. The coding region runs from base 162 to 1505 and encodes 447 amino acids. NCBI's taxonomy places the organism in Eukaryota, Fungi, Ascomycota, Xylonomycetes, Xylonales, Xylonaceae. The transcript is spliced from 3 exons. The record is from RefSeq and is a predicted model, not a curated record.
GCAACCCAUCAAAGACUGAAUGGGAAGAUUCGACUCCAUUUGUCUAUCAUCAUCUACCACAAUUCGUCGGACUGCUCCAAUCCACUAACAUACGGGGUGCGAGUGGUCGUUGUUUAAGUACCCGCAACAUUCCCCAACUCUCCACAUAACCUUGUUUCACAAUGUCAACUACCGCCAGCCAUGGCUACUCGGCCAGGCAGCCGUACACUCGAAAUCAUUCUCACUCCAUCUCCUUGGGCUCCUACAAUCCGACGCACCGUGUGACGCGGCGGAAGAGCAUGACGACCAACCCGGCGGGUAAUCCCGCUGCGUUGGCGGCGGCGGUCAAGGAGGCAGACGAUGGCUUAAGCACUGUGGCAUCGGUCAACCGCCGAAGCAUUUCCUCAAAGGACACAACUAACCCCAAGAACCUGGAGCCAACCAUAAAGGAUGAGAAGUCUGAUGCGAGCAAGUACCCUUCGCCGCCCGGCAGCCUACCCAGUCACGAGAAUGGCUUUGGCAAAUACCACCUCGAUCGCAACUCUGCUGGAAGCAAAGAUGCCCGAAGUGCCGCGACCCCUCGCCCUGACAGCAAGGCCGCCGCGGCGCGCAUCAGACGGGCCAGCGAAGGGUCACACUUGGUCAAGGGAGACAAGAAGCCAGACCUGCGGUGCGAAAAAUGCGGGAAAAGCUACAAGCAUGGCAGUUGCCUUACGAAGCACUUAUGGGAACACACGCCCGAAUGGUCUUACACGUCGAAACUUCUCAUCUCCAAACACCAACAAGUUCAACUGCUCGAAGCGGCUUCCGUCCUGGUUGCCAUGAACCAGGAUGAUGAAACACCCGACCAAUCAAAUGCCAAUAUCGACAGCGACCAUUCCUCUGCAUCUCCUCCUGCCUCUGGCUCAUCCGCGCACCACGAUGGAAACAGCUCUGCCGACACCACGCCUCCGCCUCAUGGACCCGAGUCUGUCCCCGUGUCGUUUCCUGUCAAGACUGGUCGCGUCGGUCGCCCCAAACGCCUCAGCGUUACUCAUUCUGGCCUCUCGCGUUCGUUCCAAAACAUGCCGCUGAGCCAUUUGCACGCUGGCAGCGCGCCUUCGCGGUCUCACGCAUUCUCUCAUCGCAGGCAAAAUAGCUCUGAUCAGCGGCUCCAAGCAUCUGGAAGCGCCAUCGUUGGAAGCUACAUUCCUGAUGAGGACGAGGCGGGUCUUUCUGCUGCGCUGGAGUUGCUGAGCUCCAGCUUUGGCACGCCGAGAACUCGGCCUUCCACCCUCCCGGCGGAUGUGCCUCCCGUGCCGCCACUACCGGCACGCUACCUUGAUCACAACGGCCAACCGUCGUCCGUUUCCAAUGUGCAUGGCUCUGACCAAGUCGGAUCCAAUGCUCGCUCCCAGACGCCCGGCAACAACGAUGUCGAGAUGGUCGAGAGCGAAGAGUUUGAGGACGACGAAUACGAACGAUCCGUGUCCCGCGGACGCAGCGACGAAGACGACGACGGCGUUUUUGGCGGAAUGGAGGAGUGAAUACGCAUUUCUCCGUGCAGAACAAGCGUUUUGCGCUGGGCUAUGCAUCUCUACCCCCCCGUUUAGCCCGUGUAUUUUUUCUUCUUCUUCUUCUUCUUCUUCUUCUAUGAUGUUGUCAGAUUAUAUCAUUGCCGGUGCCUAAGGUUCAGACUCUUUUUGU